Molecule: messenger RNA, 3468 nt
Organism: Astyanax mexicanus (Mexican tetra)
Lineage: Eukaryota; Metazoa; Chordata; Actinopteri; Characiformes; Acestrorhamphidae
Gene: iqch
Product: IQ motif containing H
Exons: 21
Coding region: 190-3324 (1044 amino acids)
Molecular function (GO): protein binding
Source: RefSeq, a predicted model, not a curated record
UCUGUGGGUGCAGGAGAGCGGAGGCGCGCGCAAUUCCGUCGUUGCCAAGCGACUCACUUGCUGUAGAAACCAAAGACAAACGCAGCACUAAGUUAGUUAACUAGCUUAGCAGCUUCUGAAUAAAAAAGUUUUUAAACGGACCCUGAAAGAUAAUUGUUCUCUUUAGGUUUUAACUAAAGAACCUAAACAAUGGCGGACACUGUUCAAACUGGAGACGAAGUUGGGCGGAUACUCGUACAGGUGCAGAAUGAUUUGAGUCAGCUGAAAAAGAGUCUAAGCCGGGUAAUCAUUUCUGAGCCAGGCGAGACACUGGACAUUCAAGUGCUGGAUGCGGCGAUAAGCAGGACUGAGAUUGGCAUUAAGAAACAUGCAGAGGAAUAUCUGAAGACUGUAAAUAAACAAGUAUCGACACUUCCUAUUAUUGAAGACAACAAAAAGAAAACUAGGAAGAUUGCCAAAUGGCAGCCAUCCCCCGAGAGCAUCCCAAACUUGCUACCUCGGAAAUACAUGAUUGUUGGAGCAUCUCCUGGGGAGAAGCACAAAGCAGCGUUUGCCAUGCGACUGCUAUACAACCCUUCUCACCCAAAGAACAGAGAGCUCAUUCACCAGAACUAUGGAAUUCAGCUUCCUGAUUUGCAGAAGAAAACUGGGUCCAAUGUGGGAGCCAAAAAAGUGGAUACCAGUCCUAAGGUGGGAAGCUCAGCUGUUGUACCUGCAGAGGUUCGGAACAACAACCUCCACUUAUGUCCCAACGACAUGAAAGCAGACAUUGCCAGUCCAGAAAAGCAAGAUCCACCACCCUCAGCAGCUGAUCUCUGCUUGCAGACGUUUGUUAAGCCCAAGGAUAGCAGCCCCAGUAAGAUAGGUAUGUUUGAAAGAGCGGGAAAACGGCAGACGGACGUGAAUCAGAGUAAGGAUAUUGUGCAGGCACACAGAAUCUCUCACCUUCAUCGUCCGCCCACGUGGACCAUCACCACUCCGCCUCCCACUGCUGCCUCCGACAGCAAACUCCCCCAAGGGCCAGCUCGACUCAGCCCUCUCAGUCCUCAGUGUGCUCCAGCGCUACCACCAGUUCCCAUUAGCAAACACUGCUUCAGCAUAGUAGACGGCCGGAUUGACCCAUGUUGUACGGAAUUCUGUGCGUUCAAAAAGCAGUACUGCCUGUGUUGGGGGCCCCUUAUGGAGGCUCUUUGGCGGCUGGAACAACUGAUGCAGGAAUAUGCUGUGCCGCACGCCCGAGUGUGUGACCAACGGCUGGUGGCUCUGAUGCAGACUGGUGAGCUGGACUGGGGUGGUGGGGGUGUGGGGCACCUCCUCUCAGUGCUGGAGAACCAAGAAGAGGUGUGGGAGUUGAUGCAACGGCCCGGCCAGCGGUACCGGGGUGAGGGGGGCCGGCAAGCGGCGGCUGAACGCAUCCAAGCCUCCUGGAGGUGCCACCAGGCUCGCACCGCCUACCUGCGUCAACAGAGGCGCAAAUGGGCGGCUGAAACCAUCGCUAUCUCCUGGCUGCUGCACGCCCAGGUGGGACGUGUGAGGAAAAGCCUGCAGGCGACUCGCCUUCGCCAACUGGAGAAUUACCGCAGCAUGGCCGAGUAUCUGGCAGACAACUGGAAACACCUCAGCACCUCCAGGAGGACCAUUAUCCAUGUACCAUCAUUAGGAUACUCUGAGCAGCAGCGUCGCAGUCUCACAGGAUUUGACAUACUGCAGAAUACCCAGAUGGGUCGUCUGUGUGACAUUAGAGAUGAGAACAUAGAGGUGAUCUAUGUGUGUCCGGUGCGCCUGGGAGAGGACCUUUUACACUACUACACUCAGCUGCUGGGUCUACAGGGGGCUGUGGAGACAGGAGACCUCUCGGCUGUUCCAGCUAGCAGUGCCAAACGUUUCACCAUCCUCACACCAGAGGCCUAUGAGCACUUUCCUAACCACAAUAUGUGUGUCUCCACACUGCUGAAGUACAGCCCACGGACACUGCGCCGCAUAAAGGACCUGAUCCAGGGCAAACAUGCAUACAUAGUCAGCGGAGUCCCCCACAUGGAUGACCUGGCCGUGGCUGAUGAGUUGGGAGUGCCAGUGCUGGGUCCAGAGCCUGCUGUGGCCCAGCUCUAUGGCACCAAAUCUGGAGCUAGAAGGAUCUUCACUAGUGCUGGGGUCAGCGUGCCACCGGGACACGGUGACAUAUACACUCUUCAGCAGCUGUAUGAGUGUCUGGCACAGCUGAUGACAGAUCAUUUGGAGGUGCAACGCUGGCUGUUUAAGAUGGAUGGAGAAUUUGGCAGCCGUGGCACAGCCUAUUGUGAUGUUUCUCAUCUGAGCUUCCGGUCCUGGGCUCUGCAGAAAUAUCGGCGUCACGGACCACAGCUUUGGAGGAUGGCCUGGGCUCAGGAACCAGUGCUGAUCAAAUUUCAGGAAGAAGUACCUGCUCUUCUGGCCUCCCAUGCUAAGCUGUUCAACACAUCGUGCUAUCCCAGCUGGAUCUCCUUUCUUGAGCACUUUCUUAAAGAAGGUGGCACAGUCGAGGCCUAUCCUCCCUCGGACAGUGUAACAUGUCUCACUGUGGAUCUUCUGGUGGAGCCAGGAGGAGAAGUGCACAUGCUGUCAUGUGGAGACCAGCUGCAUGAACCUGGCUCUAUGCAGGUGGUAGGCUGCUCCAUGCCUCAAACCUCCAUCUGCCAACACACCCUCCACUCUAUCUGCAUGCGUGUAGGCCAGGCCUGCCAUCAGCGCCACAUAUUGGGCCACUUGUCUCUGGACCUGGUCACCUUCCUGGAGCUUGGUACUCUGGAACAGCAGGUGUGGGCAGUUGAUCUGGACAUUGGUUACAGUAACCAGUUGGCCAUGACCCAGAUGAUGCUGUUUAUGACCAGUGGAACGCUGAACUGCCGCACCGGAUGCCUAGAAGUUCCUCCUCUAGUCAUCAACAGCAAGGCCUCUGCACGCCACAAAGCACCUAAAGCUCUCUCAGUGACCUCCCGUUUUGCAGUGAUGAGUAGCAAACUGUUUCAUACCAACCUGUCUAUGGUCCAUUACAGUGUGUUCUUCCAGAUGUGCAAGGCACACCGCAUAGGGUUUGACAUCAAGGAAAGACAAGGAUCUGUAUUUGCUCUCCACGACAGCACAGAAAGAAAAAGCCUCGGCUUAGUAACAAUCUCACCAGAUCUCAAGGGAGCUUUGCUGACCUUUGCUCACAACCUGUCCAUCAUUCAUCAAGAAAUAUCAGCCCCAAAUUUGCAAGGAAAGACCAAUUUUAAGAAGCUGAUCAAAAAUAUCGAGGAGGUGGUGGGUGUGACCAUCCAGAAUGCAGAAAUUGAGAAAUCUGCUUGAAACAUUUAGCCUUUUCUCUCUCCAUGCUUACAGCACAUCUGGUAAUACUGUUAUAUUUCCAGUUAUGGUGGUACAUCCACCCUAACCAUUAUAAAAGGACUGUUACAGCUGAUGACUACAUCUAAUACAGAUCAUUUUAUAUGA